Olea europaea var. sylvestris is the source of this 469-nucleotide messenger RNA. Its product is annotated as WAT1-related protein At5g64700-like. The record is from RefSeq and is a predicted model, not a curated record. Gene Ontology annotation, cellular component: plasma membrane. The transcript has 4 exons. NCBI's taxonomy places the organism in Eukaryota, Viridiplantae, Streptophyta, Magnoliopsida, Lamiales, Oleaceae. Bases 68 to 469 code for a protein of 133 amino acids. Gene Ontology annotation, molecular function: transmembrane transporter activity.
UCUCAAACCCAAUUUCCCUUCUUUUACGAUCACUUUUUGGCUAAUUGUCUACCCUUUCCUAGUGUGAAUGGAGAUAAACAAACCAUUUCUUGUAGUUUUAUUAAUACAAUUCCUGUAUACUGGCUAUUUAUUGCUUUCCAAGGUUGCUUUUGAUGUUGGCAUGAACACUUACGUUUUUGUCUUCUACAGACAAGCUGCUGCAACAGUUUUCUUAGCCCCCACUGCCAUGUUUUUCCAUUGGAAAACUGCCCCACCACUGUCAUUCAUCAUUUUCAUCAAGAUUUUCAUGCUCUCGCUUUGUGGGAUAACUAUGAGCUUGGAUAUUUUUGGUGUGGCUUUGAAAUAUACAACACCUUCUUUGGCUGCUGCGACAUCUAACACACUUCCAGCUAUUACUUUCUUCCUUGCAGUUUUAUUCAGUGCAAGACCUAAGAAAGCUAGGGGUUUCGGAGGAGAAAUAUUUCAGUAG